AUGCAGAGGAGAAAUGAAGAAGAAAUGUGUUUCUCCAUCCAACACAGGAGCGAAGUUAAGAAAGUGGAGCCUGUUGACACGAGGGCUGCAGAAAGGGCAUGUGAUGCAGAUGGAGACGAGGGGUUCACGGUGGCAUCGGUCAAAAACACAGAGGGAAUCUCGUUUGCUAGAAGAGUUGCGAUCAGGCAGGACGGGAAAGCAAGAGCUCAAAGAGAGGGGAAGCGACAGACAGGUGAUACAAAUUUAGAAAAGGAGAUGAGUGUAGAAAAAGAUUCAGAGGCAGGAGGACAGAUUGAGGCGCAAGUUUGCGACAAAAAUGUGUCCGAUUUUCGGAAAGAGGAGGGAUUCGAAAGAACAAUUCCACCUGAAACUUUGCAGAAGAGUCACGUUGAAUCCGCUUACACAGAGUGCUCCAGUCUACUCUGUGCUGUCACAGAUAGGGCUAGGGACCCACACAGAGGGCCAGAGUGGAUUGGUACAGGGCCACAAGGACCUUACCUAACACACUCUGUUUUGUCCCAACACACAGAGGAGCUUAUAAGUAAAAUAGAGAAAAUAGGAGACACAACUGUUUAUAGCAACGAGAAAGGAGAAAGGGCUUACAAGGCUUCGUAUGAAAUGACCAAAGGAUCAGAUCAGGAUCUUGGAUUGGAGAACCUUAUUCAUGAUGUAACUCCCAGAUCUCCGAAAAGGAUUGCACCCAUGGUGAUCCCUCCAGGUCCCCUCGAGAUUCAAAUCCCCAGAAGUGUGUUUUACGUUGCAGAAGAAAUGGUGGAGAGAAAAAAGGCCGUGGAUCAAAGCAACAAGGGGCAAGACUGGGACGGAGGUAAAGGGGUUGAGAGGAGGGAUAGCUGGAGGAUCGGAAAACCCCUGAGCCGCAUCGAGUCCCUGCGAGAGAAAAUCAGGCAAAGAGAGCUGGAGAGGCUGAGACAAAGAGAGGCACAAGAUGGAGGCGGGAGGGAAGGUGCAGAGAUAAACGACACUCAGACAGCUGGGGACAGGCAGAACGAGAGAGGAACUGAAAUAGAGAAAGAGUGGGAAGCUGCAGCUCAUAUGCGGAAGAGGCUGGUCGAAGCAGAGAGGGGACAGGAAGAUGCAGCAGCACAGACAUCCACCACUGCAUUUGACGUCACACAGGAAGUCACCAUGUUGAAAACCUGCCCUCAACUUCCUGCUUCUGUCCCACACUCACAAGCUGUCAGAGCAGAGGAAGUAACGAGCGGGUACACCACGGCUGCCUCUGAAGUUGUCUCUGACAGCUUCCAGAUAUCUGAGGAUGAAAACAACCCCCUGAAACAUGUGGAAGAAGAGCUGAGGCACCACCGGGGUCAAUACGGGAACAGAGAAGAAGAAGAAGGGGAGGAGGAGGAGGAGGAGGAGAAGAAGGAAAAGGAGCUCUCAGAAGAGGAGGGAGAGGAAUAUACAUCGCCUGUGCAAUCACUCUCCCCUUUGCCGCCUCAUCCCAGCUCCCUGGCAACCAUGAGUAGGAUCUACAAAUUGGAGACAGUUGGCUCGAGGUCAGGCUUGUGUCUGAGGGAGAGGACUGUAGACAUCCAGUCAGUGCACCUGGUUAAAGUGAAGCCCCUUAUGUCAAGCGCACAGCAGGGGGACAGCAAAGCAUUCUCGGGUGAGGACAUUUGCGGGGUUCAGACAAUACAACAACAGAUAGAGCAGUUUCAGCUGAAAGAGCAGGAAACUCUGAAGUCUUGUAUGUCACCAAAUACCCCUUUUAAGGACAGAGAGACACAGGGGCAGCAAAGCUCCAGAGGAGUGUUAAAGCACCAGGUGAAGGAUGAUGCCAAGACCCCGGAGAAAGAUCAAGAAAUGUCAGAAUUGAGCCCCAAAGUGUCUCCUUGGAGUGUUGGUUCACCAACAUCUCAGCUCAAACAAUCUAAUCAAACUACCACCGUCACCCCGUCACUUCUCAGGAGCCCAUCCCCGGACAAUACUCUGAAACCCUCGGCUCACGCCCCGACCCCGGCCUCUUCCCCGAGCUCCCUUUCUCCUGCCCAGUCUCCUAGUGUCUCUCCAUCUCCGACCCCAUCGCCCACGCUCUUCUCUAUCAAGAGUGCCGCUGGAGGUCAAGUGAAGAGAGGUGCCACCAUCACUAUCACCCCAAAAAAGCCUGCCAGAGGAGGAGUGGCGGGGCCUACAACGGGGUCCACUGCAGGAGGGUCGAAAUCAGCAAAAACCUCAUCGCAGCAGGCCCAGACGACCUCCGCUGUGGCCGAGCCAGUGAAGAAGAAGUACCCCACAGCGGAGGAGAUCAAGGUGAUUGGCGGAUAUCAGAAUCUUGAGAAGUCCUGUCUGAUCAAGAACAGAAGGUCUCCAAAAAGGGGAAAGGUGUGUUUCAACGAGGACCAGCUGGAGCAGGUGUGUGAGUACCCAUCAGAAACCUCCUUGCUGGCAAGCACCCCCCUCCCUCCAGACCUGUGGAGGACCGAGAGACUGCAGGGAGAGGAGAUGCAGGACGAGGAGGAGGCUGAAGUGGAGGAAGGAGCGAUCGUGUCCAAAAGUACAAGGAACGUGGGGAUUGCAACGGGAGGGGGUCUAAGAGUGGAUGAGUCUUGCCCUUGGUAGAAGCCAGUCACCUUCGCCAAAAUUGACGAGAUCACCAAAAUUUUGUUGAACGAUAUUACGGGAUUUUUAUUGUGUUUUUUGAAUUGAGUGUUGAUUUGAGUGUUUGUAAUCCUCGUGGUCUUUUGUUUUUAUCUAGUAUCAGAAUGAAUGAGUGUGAAUGAAUGUACAGUUUGAUUCAUGCAGUUGAAAAAAGGAGCAUACUUGUGUUGACUGGGGGAAAUAUUUCACCUGUUAUUAUUUUCAGGGAAAUUGGGACACAAAUGUGAAUGUAUAAGUACAUAAACAUAAAAAAGACCCUCAGGUGUGCACUGUUGGGUAAAAGAUCACUUGUCUAUGCAAUAAAACAACAUUUUAUUUUUUAGUUAA
Perca flavescens (yellow perch) is the source of this 2946-nucleotide messenger RNA. It is a transcript of the gene ppp1r18, whose product is annotated as protein phosphatase 1, regulatory subunit 18. The record is from RefSeq and is a predicted model, not a curated record. Gene Ontology annotation, molecular function: phosphatase binding. Lineage: Eukaryota; Metazoa; Chordata; Actinopteri; Perciformes; Percidae. The transcript has 3 exons. The coding region runs from base 1 to 2580 and encodes 859 amino acids.